Amborella trichopoda is the source of this 719-nucleotide messenger RNA. RefSeq names its product proline-rich family protein. The record is from RefSeq and is a predicted model, not a curated record. NCBI's taxonomy places the organism in Eukaryota, Viridiplantae, Streptophyta, Magnoliopsida, Amborellales, Amborellaceae.
AGAAAGGACACCAGCACUUGAUAAAACGUAAAACCAAAACCGUUCAAACGUUCCGCCUUUUUUUUUCAUUAUUAGAAGGAAAAGAUCGUACAAAGACGGACCAUAUAAAGUUGAAAGCCCUCAGAUUAUUUUGCAAGUUCUCUGUAAAUUUCGCAAAUUUCUUUGUGAAAUCGACAUGAGCUAUCAGGAAAAAGGUCGCAAUGACCCUUACCCUCCGCCAGGGUAUGCAGCGCCUUACCCACCCAAUGUUUAUCCGCCUCCACAAGGGUACCAAGGCCCUUAUCAAGGGUACCAUCAACCCCAAUCGCAGGGGCAUUGUUGUGAACAUGGCAGCCCACCUAAUUAUCAACAAGGUUAUCAGGGUUAUUUUAACCCGAAUUACCCUCCACCACAAUACCCACCUCCGCAAUAUCCUUCUAACAACUAUUACUCAACGCAAGACCAGACAGGGUGUGGCUCAUUCCUAGAAGGAUGUUUGGCAGCACUGUGCUGCUGUUGCGUGCUUGAGGAGUGUUGCUUCUAAGGAGCUUCCCAAGUAUGGGGCUUGGUAAUCGUCUGGAUUGUCCGUUAUAUAUGCAUUUCACCUGUCAAAAAUGUGCAGUUCCUACUUUGCGCUACUUUGCGCUAUUAUGGUUUCUCUUGUAUAUUUGAUUCGUGGGGUGGUAAACAUAGAGUUUUUUAAUUAUUAAAAUAAGUGAAGAACUCCCGGUGCUCUCUAG